AUGGGCCUUUUUCUUUCGAAGGCUAACUACAAGAACGGGACACCGACCUUUAAAGGGGCGACGCAGGUGUACCCCAUGUUUAACGGCCUGCUCUUCCGCCUGUGUGACCCCCGCAAGAAGCGCUGGGGCUUCUACAACGACUCCCCUGAAUACACCAUGCAUGUCGCCAUCCUCUUCAAAGACGACAGCCAUAUUGUGCCGCUCGGCUCCGCUACCUUACACCGCACUACGGGCCCUGAGAACGGCAAAAGUGACAAAAAGAGGUGGCACGUCGUGGAGGUGGACAUCGCCCCCCUCACCACGGAGAUGUUCGUGGAGGGGCAAGUCACCGGGUGGGACAUCGACACCCUCGAGGCGCGGACGUCUACGGAUGGGCGGGUUUUCCGUCUGCGCGAGCAAAAAGACCGCAACAAUAAAUAUAUGGGUCUUAUGACACCAACAUGGCGGAAUAGUGUGGGAUAG
Molecule: messenger RNA, 462 nt
Organism: Trypanosoma rangeli
Lineage: Eukaryota; Euglenozoa; Kinetoplastea; Trypanosomatida; Trypanosomatidae
Product: calpain-like protein
Exons: 1
Coding region: 1-462 (153 amino acids)
Source: RefSeq, a predicted model, not a curated record